Messenger RNA from Liolophura sinensis, 3944 nucleotides. RefSeq names its product methionine--tRNA ligase, cytoplasmic-like. The record is from RefSeq and is a predicted model, not a curated record. Gene Ontology annotation, cellular component: cytosol; aminoacyl-tRNA synthetase multienzyme complex. Gene Ontology annotation, biological process: methionyl-tRNA aminoacylation. Gene Ontology annotation, molecular function: methionine-tRNA ligase activity; ATP binding. Lineage: Eukaryota; Metazoa; Mollusca; Polyplacophora; Chitonida; Chitonidae. The coding region runs from base 115 to 2904 and encodes 929 amino acids. The transcript is spliced from 22 exons.
GUCUGGCGACUCGAUCCAUGUGUCGCAUGAAGGCUGACAUAUUGAAACCCGAUGGUUGAUGACAUUUAUUCAUAAGAAAGGUUCAUUCCCUGGUUUUUCAAAGUUGUAAUAACAAUGAAAGUCUUCAGCGAUGCGGGGAAUUUUCAGACUCUUAAACUCGAAAUUGCUUUGUUAAAAACGGACUUGGAGAUAGCCAAAGAAGAGGUAGCUCACGAAGCCAAAGUUGUGCCUUACCUGACAAGGAACAAACUGCCAGUUUUACAGCUGACCACAGGAGAUUAUCUAUUUGUCGUCAACUCUGCUGUUAAGUUUAUUCUAUCAAACUGUGGAAAGGUAGCUGAAGUGUGCUCAGUAGAUGAAUGGAUGGAAUGGGAAUCCUCACAACUGCAGCCAGUAUUAUUUCCCUACCUUGUGAGUGCCAUAGGACAUGGUAAACCAGAUGAGAGUCUGAAGACAUCUUUAGGUCAGCUAAUAAAGAAGCUUGACCAGCAACUUCAUGGAAAACAAUUUGUUGUUGAGGGGGAGAUAACUGGUGCUGAUAUAGUCAUUUGGAGUUCACUGUACCCAGCUCUCUGCCCUAAGGGAGCUUUUGCAGGCUGGGAGAGUGAGUUCAAGUCAGUGAAACAGUGGUUUGACAGGCUCCUUCAGUUACCUGCAUUUUCAACUGCAGUUGAAACAGUAACGAAAGGAAAAGGUGUUUCUGCAUUCAAGACAUCACUUUUGUCCCAGCCUGUGCCCCUGAGCUUGAAAUCUGCAAAUUCUGGGUUGUCAGCAGGUGUUAAAGCCAUGUCAGUGGUGUCAACAUCCCACACUGGAGAAUCACAGUCAAUAUUUGGGACCAAAGAAGCAACAGAAGCUGAAGUAGAGGCAGCCAUCAAGACCUGGGAACAAGGGAAGAAAACUUGCCCAAAACCUCUGAAAAUUCAACACCCAAUCUUACCUCAGGAAGGGAAGAGAAACAUUUUGAUCACAAGUGCUCUCCCUUAUGUGAACAACGUUCCUCACCUUGGUAAUAUCAUUGGUUGUGUUCUCAGUGCUGAUGUUUUCUCCAGAUACUGUAAAUUACGGAACUACAACUCACUGUAUAUCUGUGGAACAGAUGAGUACGGAACAGCCACAGAGACAAAGGCCAUGGAAGAGGGGAUAACUCCGCAAGAAAUCUGUGACAAAUAUAAUAAGCUUCAUAAGGAGAUUUACGAGUGGUUCAACAUUGGCUUUGAUUAUUUUGGCAGAACAUCAACAAAUCAGCAAACAGAGAUUGCUCAGGAUAUAUUCUGGAAGUUGUACAAUAGACAACUGAUUAUAAAGGACAGCAUUGAGCAGCUCUUCUGUAAUAUAUGUGAAAGGUUUUUGGCUGACCGUUUUGUGGAAGGAACUUGCCCUUUAUGUGGUUAUGAAGAUGCCAGGGGUGACCAGUGUGAUAAAUGUGGUAAACUGAUCAAUGCUGUGGAACUUAAGACACCCAGAUGUAAGAUGUGCAGCGCAAGUCCUUCAGUAAAAUCUACACAGCAUCUCUUCCUGGAUUUGCCUAAGAUUGAGCCAGAAUUGAGCAGACAUCUUAAUCGUGUAUUCACAUCUGGUACUUGGACUUCUAAUUCCAAGACAAUAACGAACUCUUGGAUACGAGAUGGUCUAAAGCCGCGGUGUAUCAGUCGUGACCUCAAGUGGGGCACACCUGUGCCGCUGGAGGGAUACACUGACAAGGUAUUCUAUGUGUGGUUUGAUGCUCCUAUUGGGUAUAUUUCCAUCACAGCAAAUUACACUGACCAGUGGAAAAAAUGGUGGAAAAAUCCAAACAAGGUAGAGAUGUAUAACUUCCUCGGGAAGGACAAUGUGCCAUUCCACAGUGUGAUUUUCCCUUGUACCCUGCUAGGAGCGGACGAUAACUACACAGUUGUCAGUCACAUGGUUGCUACAGAGUAUUUGAAUUACGAGGAUGGGAAAUUCUCCAAGAGCAGAGGUGUGGGUGUGUUUGGGAAUCAUGCCAAAGAGACGGGAAUACCUGCUGAUGUCUUCAGGUUUUACCUGUUGUAUGUACGCCCAGAGUCACAGGACAGCAGUUUUAGUUGGGAUGACUUUCAGCUGAAAAACAACAGUGAGUUGUUGAAUAAUCUGGGUAAUUUCAUCAACCGAGGCCUGAUGUUCCUCAGUAACAACUUUGGUGGGACAGUUCAGGAGAUGGUUUUGACCGAGGAGGAUCAACAACUUCUGGCACUGGUUAAUUCUGAGCUGAGCACCUACGUAGAGAACAUGGAGCAGGCCAGGUUAAGAGAUUCCAUCCGUAACAUCCUGUCAAUUUCUCGCUAUGGCAACCAGCACAUGCAGUACAACAAGCCAUGGAUCCUGGUCAAGGGGAGCAGUGAAGAGAAGUCUCGGGCAGGCACAGUGGUCAGUCUGGCAUCUAACAUCAGUGCCCUUCUGUCAGUGCUGCUUCGUCCUUACAUGCCAUCUGUGUCUGUGACAAUACAAGAACAACUUCAACUCCCAGAUGAAGCUGUCAUCAUUUGUGAUCAGUUUGUCUGUCAGUUACCACCAGGUCACAAGAUUGGCAAGCCCAGCCCACUGUUCCAGAAGAUAGAAACAGCGACUAUUACUGAACUGAAGAAAAGAUUUGCUGGAAAGCCAGAAGUCAAAAAUCAGCAGGCUGCCCCUACCCCAGUGCCUAGUCAAGCAGUGAAUGGGCCUGUCAAUCCAGCUGAGGUGGAGCGAUUAACCGAGGAGGUCAUAAAACAGGGAAAUAUUGUACGGGAGCUAAAAGCACAAAAGAAAGACAAGGCGGAGAUUGACACAGCUGUGUCAGGGUUGUUGCAGUUGAAGAAGCAGCUAGCCCUGGCCCAAGGACAGGACCCACUAGAGCUGGCUGCCGGGGCUGGCAAGAAACGCAGCAAAGGGAAAAAGAAAUAACCCAUCAUGACUGUUAGUGUGUAACUUAUACUGUACUACAACAAUAUUUUACCAAUAUAUGUGCAAGUUAAGAUACAUUUUCCGCAAUGAAAUAACAUAUGUAUUUAUGUUGAAACACCUUUUAGGGGUUGUCCAACUUUAUUCUUCUUUGAAUGCACAUCUUCAGUUUGCUAAAGAAUCAUGUAAGUUGUCGUGGCUGUGGUUUCUUCCGCAGAAAUCUCAGAAGAACUGGAAAAAGUGUACCACAGCUCCAGUUCUACAAAAGCUUCUACUGUUAUAUAUAUUUGGUUCAUUGAGGUAACAUUUCUUAAUAUGUGUAUUCAGUAAAUGUCAAAAUAUUUUCUCAUGCAUGAAGCUGUGGCAGAUGAAGCCCAGAGUACACAGAGCACUUUACAAACAAAAGUGCUGAAAAUGUUGAAUGCUCAUUAUGCUUAUCAUGAUUAUAACUAUCAGCAGUCGUUUUUUGUGUUUGCAUGGAAACAGCUUUUCAUGAGCACUCAUAAUGUACAAGCACAUACAGAUGGCAUUUCAAUGCAUUUUCGUGUAUAAAUGUAUACUCAUCAGUGACCAUGAUUCAUGUUUGUCUCAGGUAAAACAAUCGUUGUUUACUCACAUUAACAGAUGUACAGAUCUAUUCAAAAUGGUUUACAUAUUGAAAUAUGUACAUACUUGUAGUUCUUCCCAGUGCUUCCUUUCAUGCUUUAUAAAUUUAUCUGCUAUGAUAUGUUUUAUCUUUGUAUCAUAAUGAAUUAUUGAUGUAUGUAGUGGUGGUAGAAGUGUUUAGUUUUCAGUUGCAUACAUAUAUUUUGCUGUAAAAGUAAUGUGUUUAAAUAACGUAUUAUACACGGGAUGUAUAAGCAGCAGUAACAGUGUAAAUAUGACACCAUUAACCAAACCAGGAAGACAUCCCAUAUACAUGUAAGGCAUUUUAAUAUGGUAUGAAAUAAUACAGUACAGGUAAGUCAUAUUGCUAAAAAAUAAAUAAAUAAACAAACAAAUAAACAUUGUGCAAUUUUGAAUAUGAAUACUGACCCAAGACU